Molecule: messenger RNA, 846 nt
Organism: Penicillium oxalicum
Lineage: Eukaryota; Fungi; Ascomycota; Eurotiomycetes; Eurotiales; Aspergillaceae
Product: Saf4/Yju2 family protein
Exons: 2
Coding region: 1-846 (281 amino acids)
Biological process (GO): mRNA splicing, via spliceosome
Cellular component (GO): U2-type catalytic step 1 spliceosome
Source: RefSeq, a predicted model, not a curated record
AUGUCUGAGCGAAAAGUCUUGACAAAAUACUACCCUCCCGACUUCGAUCCGUCGGCGAUCGGGCGGACACCAAAGCACCUCCGGCAGAAGGGACCGAAGGUCAUCACAGUCCGACUGAUGGCACCGUUUCCCAUGAAGUGUACUAAUUGCGGCGAGUACAUCUACCGGGGCCGAAAAUUCAAUGCGCGAAAGCAGACUUUGGAGGAGCGAUACCUCAAUAUUCCCAUCUACCGAUUCUUCAUCCGCUGUACGAGAUGCAGCGGUGAGAUUACGUUCCGUACAGAUCCAAAGAAUAUGGAUUAUGAGUGUGAAAAAGGAGCCAAGCGAAACUUUGAGCCUUGGAGAGACUCCAAGUCUGGCAAGUACAACGAAACAGAAGAGGAGACACUCGAUCGACUCGAGCGAGAGGAAAACGAACACGAGGAACAGCUGGAGCAAGACAAGAUGGCAGAGUUGGAAGAGAAAAUGCAGGACUCGAAGCGCGAAAUGGCGAUCGCCGAUGCCCUUGACGAAAUUCGGACGAGGAAUGCUCGCAUAGCUCGAAACGAAGGAAUAGCAGAUGAGGUUGCCUUGGACCACAUCCACAAUGAAGUAGACGAGGCCAAGCUACGAGAGGAGAAGGAGAUCGAGGAAGCUGCACGGAGAGCUUUUACCACAGCGUCGGGUGAGAAAGUCAAGCGAAUUGUCGACGAAGAGGAGCUAGCAGGGCCAAGGCCCGGGCCCUCGCAGGCGAAGAAUGCCCGGCUUGAAAUGCCGCCCCCAUCCACAUCUUUUGCUCGUGUCAAAAAGGCAAAGAAACCUGGCGUUAGUCUUCUGGGUAUCAAGAAAAAGCCAUCAUUGGUCUGA